Molecule: messenger RNA, 6261 nt
Organism: Glossina fuscipes
Lineage: Eukaryota; Metazoa; Arthropoda; Insecta; Diptera; Glossinidae
Gene: hwt
Exons: 10
Coding region: 399-5375 (1658 amino acids)
Molecular function (GO): phosphotyrosine residue binding
Source: RefSeq, a predicted model, not a curated record
AAAAAUGAAACUACCAACGACUACAAUACUAUAAUAAAAGCAAUCACAUACAAACAACCCAAAUGUUCACAAUAUCGUCGUUAUAGGAGAGACACCACCACCAUUAUCAUCGCAGUUUAAUCUUUAACUAAUCCGUCUUAUGCUAUCAAACGAAAACCCUUAUACUUGUUUGUUAUGUCGGUAUUAUAUUACUUAUCUCAGAGUUAAACAAGUCUUUUUAAGAGAAAAGUUUAGCGAAAGUUUCCCGUGUAAUUGUAUAUAUGCCCCACGAUAGUUCCUUGACGAAAACAACUAAGCUUCCAAGAUGUAUUUUACGAAAAGUUAACUAAAAGUCGUAGUUAGUUAUAAAUUGCCCAACACUUCCCUGAUUAAGGUCACAAAUAACGCGAAUAAGCAAAAUGGAGCGUAUGUGGCGUAAAGUUAGCUUUGGUGGCAGUCGUUCUACCAAGAACCAGAGCAAUCCCACUGAUACAGUGAGUUCGGCUGGUGGUUUUGGUGAUCCUCAGAUAGUACUUGCGGUGGCUGGUUCCAGUUCAGCGACUGGCCGCCGUUUGGCGACCAGUGGGCAAAUGCCACCGCUUAAGAUAAUGAAUAGCGGUUCAACUAUCGCAAGUUCAGUAAUGGUAGCCGGCUUUGAUAACAAUGAGGGAAUGGCAGCAGGCGGCAUUACUGCGGCCGGAGCAUCAACGACACAAUUUCGCAAGUCCCUAAGUCAGCAUGUGCUGCAACCACGUUCCGCUUCGGCUGAACGUCGUCGACGUCGACGUCGUAAAUCACGACCACGACGUACUGGUAUGAGUUGUGUGGGCGGUGGAGGAGACAACAUGUCUUCUUCUGGCGGUUUUUACACGAUAAAAGAAUCGGCAGAAGUUUUAACGAAUAGUCAUCAUCGUUAUCAUCAUCGUUCGUCGCGUAACUCACACAUGAUGAUGGCGAAUUCGGCGCCUUGUGGCACGGUUAUGAUGUAUCCUAAUCCCAAUAGUGGACGUGAAGUUUUAAGCAGUAACCCUACAGUGGGCAAUAACAAUCAGGCAACAACAGCGACUAGUGCAAAUGCGACAGUACCGUCUAUGGCAGCGAGUGCCACGACUGCAACGGCACCCGAUAUUUCUUUACGUCAGCGCGCUGUCGCCAAGUUGCGUAUGUUUAACUUUCACUUGAACUGGGAUUUACAGAUGACUCAUUGCAAGCCAUGCGGCAGCGGCAGCGGUGGGAAUAUUAUCACUCGACGUUUGUGUCGGAAUCGCCGUCGCGAGGACAAUGAGUUAUAUCGUUCGAACAGUUUUAAAUUUGAACGUUUCGAGCGCAAAGAAUAUAUGGAAGAAUUAGCAGACACUCUACAAAAACAGAUCGCCAUCUGUGAUGAUUAUAGUCUGCCUGUGGAUUUUGUUAAAAAACGACCGUCCAGCUUUGAUCCCUGUUUAGCUGAAGCUUUGCCCACAAACCCCGAGAACUGGACUGCUGCCAGUCCACAAAAAGAAUUUGUAAAUUUUACUGAACACACUGAACAACAACAGCCGUCACCACCGCCACCGCCACCGGCUCCCUUAUCGACUCUACCUUCUAAGGCAGGAGUUGUUAACGCUCAUUUAACAGCUUUGAACAUAGCAGACACACUCGGUAAUUUGCCACCCCAAGUUAGUCUGUCACUACAGAUCGCACCGCCGCCAUCAACCGUACAAAGUCAAGGGCCUUUACAUCAUCACUCUACGUUACAGCAACUGCCUGGAUAUCCCUCACUAAAGCUACAUAGUCAACGCAGCCAGACACAACAUCGUUUACCACAUCCGCAGUUGCCAUUCCCAGGAAUUGGAGCAAUAACUGCAUCUACACAAGGCCAAACAUCGAUUAUUAAGCAAGCGUCCGUUAAAAUUAUUGAGGGUUAUUCGGAUCCUAAGGAUAGUAAACGUCAUAAAAAAUUUUAUCAUAAAAAGGCUAAGAAACGACCACAUAAAAGCCACCAACCUCCAACAUCUUCACAAAGCCAACAGUUAUCAACUCAACAACAACAACAACAACAACAACAUCGUCAGCAAUCCAUAAAUACACCACAACAACAAAGACCACAAGACCACUCCGCUAGUAAAGCACACCAUAGCCAAGAUAAACGCAGCAAUUACAGUUCAGACUCCUCGGCUCCAAAGUCAUCUAACGACGAUGGGGAAGAUCAGCCAUCAGUGAAAGUCCCUGAACUCAAUUCACCGGACAGCAUAUCGGACGACCUUGUGCGUCCAUUACUAUCUCAAGCUCAUCGUAGUCCUCGCAAACUUAUUGUAGCCAAUGCAGAGCACAGCAAACGUAAUCCUUCGCCCUACUACUAUUCGGAUUUGCUCAAAGCUAAGGAGCCAACCGUAACCGCUACAACUGAAAAGGAUAGCCGUCAAAAGCUGAGGCAAUCAACAGCCUCAGAACCUCCGCAAGCCAGCCAACCUUUGACGGGGCCUUAUCGUAAGAGUACCAGUUUAGACGUACCCGAACGUACUGAGCAAAACACUAACGACGAACAAGACGACGAAUUUGAUGAAACCGAAGCAACUAAUGCUACCGUUCUACCCAGAUCUCAGGACCCCAUACCAAAACGAUAUUCAUUUACGGAGGACGGAGUUCAUAUAAUACGCUGUGAAUCACCGUCUACUACAACUUCAGACGAAUCGGAUUGCAGUGAAUGUUUGAAGAGGCGGGAGUGGCAUGCCCGUGCUUUGGCUUUGGUACGUAAAACGUGCAAUGUUCAACCUUUAAAUCCCGAAUAUGGUAACAUUUGCCAUGAUUCUAAUCCAGAAACUGUAAAUUGCACUGUUUAUCCCGAAGCGCUACCGUCGAUGCCGCCACAUAGACUGUUCGGACCAGCCGCCUGUGCCUGUGUAGCUCCCAGUCUUGGUGAUGAUCUAGAGGACUAUUUUCGCCCACGCAGUAUUUUCUAUGUACAUCCUCAUGGCGUUCAUGAGUGUGACGAUUGUUCAACCCAGGAUUCAAAAAACUUAAAUUCAUCCAAAUCACGCUUAUUGCUUGAUACGACUAACUCAACCCGCAGCGAUAACGCAUUAGAUAGCAACCCCGCACUUGGCGCAGUUGACGAGGACGACGAAAUGUCUGGUCGCACCCGCCAACUUUAUGAAACAGCUUUUGAUUGCAAAAUAGCGAAAUCUGACGAUGAUCUUGAUGAGGUCGAUCGCAUUACGAAUCAUUCUGUACUGUUGCAACUCAAUAACGGGAAUUUGCCUGCGAAAGUCGAUACACGUUCAUCAAAGUCUGCUCUUGGUAAAAACCGACUGGAAGGAAAACGUUUAAAAAACUCCAAAAAUCAAGCCAUACAGGAACAGGCGAGUAAUUCAGGUGGUAAUAAUAGUGGCAGCGGUUCACCGUUGACAGUGGGUGCAUCCAACUCCAUAACCGUUCCAAGUACUCGAUUAAACGAAUCCAUGCCCACCAGUAUAUCAAUUCUCUCCAAUGAACUAGGUAACGUACACUUACGGGAAACCCAAGCUGUAGAUCAGCAAAAUAAUCCAACCACAACGUCUUCGUCUCAGCUGCCGAUGCGUGGCUAUACGCCUUCACCACCCUCAACGGCACCCUUACCAAUGAAAUUUCCUGGAAAGCAUGAACGUUUUUUUAUGAACAGCAUUAGAAGUGCUCCGAACCUGCCAUCAGCAAAUCCGGCCCAUCCACGUUUACGCGACUUACGUCUUCCCAUACAUUCGAAUUUACGGCAACAACCAAAUUCUUCGCUAGCGACAAGCAAUGAAAAUAGUUUGGCCGAUAGUGCUUAUGUAAAUCCGCCAUCUUCGAUAACAGCACACAAUCAUAAUCAUCACCAUCAUCAUCAGUCAGCAUCUAGUCAUCAUCACUCGAACGCAGGUAAACCUGCCCACAGCAGCACUAGAUCCCGUAGUCGGCCACGUUCGUUCGUCUUGGAAUCAGGACGGGUAUUAGAGUUGCGCAAAAGCCACGCCUCCCACCACCACCAUGUGAGCAAUGAAGGUCGAAGACCACAUAAUUAUUCUUCUACCGAAAGCAUAGCCACAUCGAGUAGCGGUGGCAGCAUGGAAUCGCUGCGCUCGAGCACUAGUGAAGGCAAUCGCAGUACGUCCAGUUCAGAGUCAAGGCACUCGACUUCGUUGAGUUCACAUAGCUCUGAAUCGGGCAGCUCAAGUGUGGCUUUUCCCUUACGAGCACCCGUUGUCAUACAUUCCAAAUUGCAUAUCCUUAGUCCAAUAUCAGACAAAUCGUCCCAAGAGCCGGCUUCCGAACUUUCUGAGCAAAAUAAAACACAAAACGCCUCACCAGAAGAUCUAACUACCGUCGUGGCAGUCAGUGACAAUCAUAAUCCUAAUCAGAUGCAAAAUAGUACUGGUAAUGUAGAAAAUGUACGUCCAACAACGCAGCUUCAAAUGGAUGCCUUGAAGAAACGUAGACCACCGGCCAACAAGACGCUGAUGCAAUUAACGGACGAAAUUCUCGGUUCGGACAGCGGCAUAUCGUUACAUUCCCGCGAGGAUGGUAAACCUUUAAUAGGUUUGCAAAAGUUCACGUUGCCAAAAUUGAAUUUUCCAUCUACCGAUAAAGUCAAUAAUGGCGAUAUUACAGCCGUGAGUACUAUUAGUACUAACAGUAUGGGUCUGCCACAGGAUCUUAGAGACUUACCAUUCGAUAUGCCAAAGUUGAGACGACGAAAAACUUUACAACAGGAAGCUUGUACUUCCGGCAGUGCCACAUCAGUUGAAUUGGGAGAUUUACCGUUUGAUAUGCCCAAAUUGAGAAGGCGUUUGCGUGCCAAUCAAGCGGAAAUUAAUAGUCUCUUGACUCAUAGCACCGAAUCGAGCGGCAUUUCGCAAGCCUCAUCCAGCCAUUCGAUACGUGAUGACAAUAAAACUGCUUUAAAAUUAGACUCUGCAUUGUUUCGUCAAAACCUUACCUUAAAUCUAAACGAAUCACGGCCAAGUGGCAACAAAUUUGGUAGUUUGGAUUUACGUGGAGUAACCGCUAAUAAAGAAUUAAAUCUGAAUCUGAACCAAGGCUUUGCCACAGCUGUAGAUUUAAUUGAUGUUUCAAUACCUUUGGAAAGGCAAGGAUGGUACCAUGGAGCUAUAACGCGAAUAGAAGCUGAAACUACUUUGCGUCCUUUGAGUGAGGGUAGCUUCUUAGUGCGUAAUUGCGAAUCAACCAAACAGGAUUAUUCAUUAUCAUUAAAAGGAGCUAAAGGUUUUAUGCAUAUGCGGAUACAACGUAACGAAACCGGCCAAUACAUCCUGGGGCAGUUUAGUCGUCCAUUCGAUACCGUCCCCGAUAUGAUACGUCAUUUUUGCCUAAAUCGUUUACCAGUACGCGGAGCUGAACAUAUGUGUCUAAUUGAACCAGUUAUAGCACAAUUACUUUAAGUAUUUAAUGAUUUAAAAGAUAACUAAAUACGGGCAACGUAUGCUGCUAUUGUUUGACGAUUAUAAAGAUAAUAAUUAGCGAAAAAAUUUUAAUUAUCAAAUUGUAGUAAUGUGCACUGUGUUUUUAGCCCAUCAAACAUGCCGACCCAUUUAGCUCAGAUCAUUAACAGAUUAUCGCCGAUAAUAUUCUCAUGCAAACAUUAACAAAUAUUUUAAGUGUUAUAGCAGUCGAAAGCCCGUUCGUUUAAUUACUGAUGAACGGAUAGAGUCUUAGUUUAACACUUAAGGACAAUAUUUGAAUAAACAAAACAAGAGUUUAUGGAUAAAUAGGUAAAGAAAUAAACAUAAAAUAUAUAUACUUUUAAAAUAAGUUUAAAAAAUGCAAAGAAAAUAUAUGAAAAAUCUUCUUCACUACCUAAAAACUACUCGUGACGUAUAUUCCGUACAUACACGGCAUGGUAUAUAUUUUUAUCUAUAUAUAUUUAUACAUAUAUAUAUGUAUAUAUAUUUAUGUAUACAUAUAUGUAUAUUAUGAAUAUAUAUAUGCAUGGAAUCAUACAUUUAUUUUUAAAAGGAAAGAAGACAUGUUUUAUACUCGUCUCAGAAUAAGAAGGAGAAAAAAAUAAGCGAAAAGAAAAACCAAUAAGUAAACAACAAGCAACGGUAUAAACACAAUUUGAACACACAGCUUUUUUUUUUAACUUGUAUUUCCUUAGAACUUAAACUAUGAAUUCUUAGCGUUAGAAAGCAUUUGAACUUUUCAUUAUUAAAAACUAAACUCUUUAAACAAAACUCAUGGCUAGAAAUUAGUUUAAUCUGAAACUUUAUCGUAUGUAGAAUAAAAAAAAAUACAAAAACAAACAAAUAAAAAAAAGCAAAAAAAAAA